AUGCAGCAGAGGCAUGCGGAGGAGAUGAGGGCGCUAAGGGCCGAACGGGGCCCUCCCGAGCGGUCUGCCUCAAAUCGAGAGAAUGCUAAUGAGGCAAGCCAUAAUCGCGCCAACCCGAACGGCCGGGCUAGAAGGGAACCAGCACCUCUGCAGGUCGUUCGGCCUACCAGUUUAUUUCCCUUCACGGCGACUAUCAUGCAAACCCCAAUGCCAGAGAGAACUCCCCCCAUAUUGGACAAGUAUGAUGGUUCGGUUGAUCUAGAUAAUCACCUAAGGACGUUCAGUAAUGCAAUGACGUUCUAUACGAACAGCGACCCGGACAUGUGCAGAGCCUUCUCAUUAUCACUUAAGGAAGAGGCAUUGGAAUGGUAUAACACUCUUCCUCCCAACAUAGUGGAUUGCUUCGCUACUGUGGAAAACCUCUUUAGAAGGCAAUACGCAUCCAAUCAGAAACAGGAGAUAACACCGGCGGAGUUGGUAAAUACUAAGCAGGAGAAAGGAGAAACUUUGAGGACUUUUAUGAAAAGGUAUACUGAAACCACGAGACGGGUUAAAGAGAUCGAUCAAUCUUUUAUUAUCAACAAUUUGCCUUCAUGCACGAGACCAGGAUAUUUUGCGGAAAAAUUGUAUGCACGACCACCAAAAAAUAUGGAGGAGCUCCAAGAGAGAGCAAUUGAGUUCAUCCGUAUGGAGGAAAUGCGAUUAUCACAAAGGAAACGGCAGCAAGAGGCUGAUAUAGGCGAAAGUAGAAAGGACGGCAAACGACCGUUCGAUGGUAACGAUAAGAGUAGGGAGCUUCCCUGA
Molecule: messenger RNA, 804 nt
Organism: Vigna umbellata (rice bean)
Lineage: Eukaryota; Viridiplantae; Streptophyta; Magnoliopsida; Fabales; Fabaceae
Source: RefSeq, a predicted model, not a curated record